Messenger RNA from Radiomyces spectabilis, 1871 nucleotides. RefSeq names its product peptidase C1B, bleomycin hydrolase. The transcript is spliced from 7 exons. Gene Ontology annotation, cellular component: cytoplasm. The record is from RefSeq and is a predicted model, not a curated record. Lineage: Eukaryota; Fungi; Mucoromycota; Mucoromycetes; Mucorales; Radiomycetaceae. Gene Ontology annotation, molecular function: cysteine-type aminopeptidase activity. The coding region runs from base 297 to 1796 and encodes 499 amino acids. Gene Ontology annotation, biological process: response to toxic substance; L-homocysteine catabolic process; proteolysis.
AACGAAAUCACUCUUUUUUGGUCAUUAUGUAAUUUUUCAAGAUGAUGCCAUUAAGAGGAUAAAUCAUGCCAACUAGCAUCAUUACAGUGUUUGUAUUACGAUUGUCACUCACUGACUGGGUGAUCAGUUUCAAUCAGAUGAGUCGUCAGUUCAGAGUCCGCGAGAAGGAAAAUAUCGAAUAGGAUGCAGAAUUGCGAUACUCAUGUGAGCGCGUGACGGCCGUGAGUGAUUGAAAAACCGAAAGUUGGCCCCACGGUUUCGCAUUCAUCAUCUUCUCUCUCUACCUCUUGACAAUCAUGGGAGCACAGCCAUCCAAAGAAUCCUCUCUGCAUACAAAUGAGAAAUUAGUGCAGCGGGCACAUGCGCAAGAAGAGAGCUAUUCUUCGUCGUCGGAAAAGCACCUCUGUGCUUCCAUGCUGUCACUUGAUAUCAAUGACAAUCCGUUCAAGGUGGGGUCGGCCGCUCUUACCGCUGAUAAUCUCUCGGAGUUCUCCAAGGAUUUCCACAAGGACGGCAAGAAUCACUUGGCUUUGAAUGCCGUCCGUGCCAAUGAUCCCACCGAGGUCAUGGUGAAUCGCAAUGCUACGUUGCGUGACGAACAUGUGUUCAAUGUCAAGCUUGACCUCGAAGGUUCUGCCACCAACCAAAAGUCCUCAGGACGCUGUUGGUUAUUUGCUGGCACCAAUGUGUUACGUUUAAAAGUGAUUCAGAAAUUCAAUCUCAGCGAUGAUUUUGAACUUUCCCAAAGCUACUUGUUCUUUUAUGAUAAGCUGGAAAAGGCCAACUGGUUCCUUGAAAACAUGAUUGACCUGGCCGAUGAGAAUAUCAAUUCACGUGUCGUCCAGUAUCUGCUUCAAUCGCCUGUUGGUGAUGGCGGUCAAUGGGACAUGUUUGUUAAUAUCGUAAACAAGUACGGCGUGGUACCCAAAUCGGUUUAUCCAGAAACCUAUGCUUCAUCCAACUCUCGUCGUCUCAACUGGAUCAUCACUGUCAAGCUUCGCGAGUAUGCUGCGCAGAUCCGCGAAUACGUUGAACAUGGUGCCUCGGUCAAUUCCAUUCGCGUUUUGAAAGAAUCGAUGAUGCAAAAUAUCUAUCGUAUUAUGGUCAUCUUCCUCGGUGAACCCCCAUCGGAAUUCGAUUGGGAAGCUACUGACAAGUCAGGAAAAUAUAUCGGUAUCCAUUCCUUGACCCCUCGCAAGUUCUUUGAGGACAUUGUAGGCUAUCCGGUUGGCGAGACCAUGUCAUUGAUCAACGAUCCUCGCAACGACCAAUCCAAACUUUACACGGUGGAUCGCUUAGGUAAUGUCGUUGGUGGCUCACCUGUGCGCUAUGUGAAUACUUCGGCGGCCAAGAUGAAGCAACUCGCCAUCAAGGUUUUGAAGUCGGGUGCCCCUGUGUGGUUUGGAUGCGAUGUUGGUCAAUUUUCCAGCAACGCGUAUGGUGUCAUGGACACGGACAUCUUUGAUUACAGCUUGGCUUUCAACGUCGACUUUGGCUUGACAAAAGAACAACGCCUGCUUUACGGCGAAAGUCUGAUGACCCAUGCCAUGGUAUUUACAGGGGUUCAUUUGGAUAAGAAUGGCCAACCUGUGCGCUGGCGUGUCGAGAAUUCCUGGGGUGCUACCAGCGGUGAUAAGGGUUACUGGGUAAUGUCGGAUGACUGGUUCACCGAAUUUGUCUACCAGGUUGUUUUGGAGAAGAAGGCUGUACCCAAAGAUUUGGUGGCUCUCUUGGACACAACGCCAACCGUUUUGCCGGCCUAUGACCCUAUGGGUGCGCUGGCUCUUGCCAAUUAGAGUCAUAAGCCAAUGCCACGGCAUAUAUUCGUCAUAUAUUUUGAUACAUUUUCUGUUCAAUAAAUAUCUUUAACC